Homarus americanus (American lobster) is the source of this 1400-nucleotide messenger RNA. RefSeq names its product UPF0235 protein C15orf40 homolog. Gene Ontology annotation, cellular component: cytoplasm. Lineage: Eukaryota; Metazoa; Arthropoda; Malacostraca; Decapoda; Nephropidae. The transcript has 4 exons. The record is from RefSeq and is a predicted model, not a curated record. The coding region runs from base 115 to 588 and encodes 157 amino acids.
UAAACAAUAACACAGGACAGAGGAGGGUGGUUGCUGCUAAGAUGAACAACAAAUCCUCUCCCAUACACACAAGAAGUAUAUAUAGAACUGAUAAAUGACAAUGAAGAUAGAUCCAUGUUAGCAAGGAAUCUAGGAGUUACUCAAUCUUACAGACCUCUUUUGGUAUGUAAUUUUUUUCAUAUUAAUACAGCCUCCUGGAGAAGUCCAAUUAUGGGAAAGAAGAAAACGAAAGGAAAUGACCCCAAGGAAAAGGCAGCAGCUGGAUCAAGUGAAGCUGGCAAAGUAGAAGGCCCUAUUACUUGUAACAAAUCUGGUAAUGUUGUUAUACGGAUCUUGGCUAAACCAGGAGCCAAGGAUAAUGGAAUUACUGACGUAAGCCCUGAGGGUGUAGGAGUUCAGAUUGCUGCACCACCCACAGAUGGAGAAGCCAAUGCAGAGUUAGUGAAGUUUUUAGCUUCUUCAAUUGGAGUUCGCAAGAGUGACGUAAGCUUAGAAAGGGGAUCGCGCUCAAGACAGAAAACCGUAACAGUGAGCGGCACAACUGUAGAUGAUGUUGACAAGAUUCUGAGAGGUUUAUGUCCGAAAUAAGAUGAUAUGAUUAUGUCCUAAGGAAGAUGAUAUACAGUACUGUUUUAUUCUGUCUGCUACAUUAAACUUAUCUGAUUUUUUUAGUACUGUACUUUGUGACCAGUACGAUCCUUUAUGUCUGUAUCCAAGAUUACUCUCACAAUCUUGUUUUGAAUAUUAUAUGGGUUCGCUUUAAUUUUUUUUAAAGCAAAACAUCAUGGUGAACAGGAACAAUUGAAAUUAUGUCUGAUAGCUGGGUAUAUGGGUUUUUAAGUCUCAGUUGACACAUAUUCAGCCUUCCCAUGUAGAAAUUUUACCCUGAUAUUGUAUUACGUUUUAUAUUUGUUACUGAUGAUUCUCGUGAUUGAAGAGUCUUAUGGUAGGCCUAGAUAUUUCAGUAAAGUUACAGCUGAAAUAGACUUAUAAUCAUAUGAAUGUAAAGGUUGUAACUCUCUCUAGUCAUCUUUUGUAUCCAAAUAAUAUUGUUUUAAUGUUGCAAGAUGCCAGGAAAGUUUGUUAUCAGUCAACCUAUUAGCUUCUUUAUAUCUUUACCUGAGAGGAAAAGUCACUGUCAUCAUCAUGCAAUAGUUGAUAUUUUAUGAUGGUGGCAGUGACAGAGAUGAAGAAAUAGAGCUCUCCAGUGUAACAUCUUUGUGGACAACACAAGAAUUAGCCAAGGUAUUGACACCCAAGAUAUAUACUGUACAAGACCUGCAGUGGGACUUGAAUGAAAUCUACAGUUGGGCCAAAAUUAACACCAAAUUCAAUGAGGAUAAAUAUUACUGUGUGGGAAAACAAACUGGAGGAAAAGACCAUAAAACUAGUGAAGUGAA